This is a messenger RNA of Trematomus bernacchii (emerald rockcod), 3458 nucleotides long. RefSeq names its product NIMA-related kinase 1 (gene nek1). The record is from RefSeq and is a predicted model, not a curated record. Gene Ontology annotation, molecular function: ATP binding; protein kinase activity. The coding region runs from base 79 to 3198 and encodes 1039 amino acids. Gene Ontology annotation, biological process: protein phosphorylation. The transcript is spliced from 32 exons. Lineage: Eukaryota; Metazoa; Chordata; Actinopteri; Perciformes; Nototheniidae.
GCUAGUUGCAGGUUAGCAGAGACGGCGGCAGAGAAACAGACUAAUGACCCAGCACGAGGAGCCAGCUCUUCCACUAAAAUGGAGAGGUAUGAAAAGGUGAAGAAGAUCGGGGAAGGUUCGUUUGGAAAGGCGAUCCUCGUCAAGUCCAAAGAGGAUGGACACCAAUAUGUCAUCAAGGAGAUCGGCAUAUCUGCAAUGUCCAGUAAAGAGAGGCAGGAAUCUCGUAAAGAGGUGGCUGUCCUCGCCAACAUGAGCCAUCCCAACAUCGUGCAGUACAAGGAGUCUUUUGAAGAGGGCGGCUGCCUGUACAUCGUGAUGGACUAUUGUGAGGGGGGGGACCUCUUCAAGAAGAUCAACUCUCAGAAAGGAGUUCUGUUCUCAGAGGAGAAGGUCCUGGACUGGUUUGUGCAGAUCUGCCUGGCUCUGAAGCACGUGCACGACCGGAAGAUUCUCCACAGGGACAUCAAAUCCCAGAACAUAUUCCUGACUAAAGACGGGACCGUACAGCUCGGAGACUUUGGGAUCGCACGGGUGCUCAACAGCACUGUAGAGCUGGCGAGAACGUGUAUUGGCACGCCGUAUUACCUGUCCCCUGAGAUCUGUGAGAACAAACCGUACAACAACAAGAGUGAUGUUUGGGCCCUUGGGUGUGUCCUGUAUGAAAUGUGCACCCUUAAGCAUGCAUUUGAGGCCGGCAACAUGAAGAACCUGGUUCUGAAGAUCAUCCGGGGGUCCUACCCCCCCGUCUCCCUGCAUUACUCCCAGGACCUGCGCUCUCUGCUGGGCCUGCUGUUCAGACGCAGCCCGAGAGAGAGACCCUCCGUCAGCAGCGUGCUGGAGAGACCCUUCCUCUGUUACAGGAUCCAGAGCUUCCUCUCUCCUCAGAUCAUCGCUCAGGAAUUUCGCCAUAAUUUUCUUCACAAGCUGCCUAAAGUGGGCGUGGUGCCGGGACCAGCAGCCAAGCGUCCGACCCCCGGCUCCAUCCCCCCCGCUCAGAGGAUCACGAAACCAGCCUGUAAAUACGGAGUGCCUUUAACCGUGAGGAAGGACGCCGCCAAGAGACCUGCAGACAGGAAGCCUGCCGUGAGACAAAGACCUGCCCCUCCCCCUGCAGCCCCCCCCAGGAGAGUGAGUCAUGUGGAGGAAGAGAGGAAGAAACAUGAGGACGGCAUGAGGAAGAAGAGGAUGGAGCUGAUCGAGAAGGAGAGGAAACGGAGAGAGCAGAUGGUCCUGUUUAAAGCGGAGCAGAUGAAGAGAUAUGAAAAGGAAAAGAUCAACCGGAUAAACCAGGCCAGAGAGCAGGGCUGGAGACACGUGCUGAGCUCCAGUGGAGGCAGCAGCCCCGAGAGGAAGUGUUUUGCAGGGGGGGGGCAGAGGGCCGCCCCGUGCUCAGUUCAGGGUCCGGGUUACCUUCCCAGUAAAACCCCGUACGAACACUACCACGCUGCGCUGGACCAGAUGAGAGGCGCGUCUCCGGCACCAGGCAGCCCGGCACGGGUCCCGGCGGCUGCAGGCCCGGUUCUGCCCAGCAGCCCGGCCCGGGUCCUGAACCCGGACGCCAUCAAGAGGGAACUGCAGCGUCUGCAGCACGGCUCUAAAGCUGCUCACAUCAGCCGGUCCCGGGGUCACAUGGCUGCAGGACGGGCCUAUCAGGUGGAAGAGUUUCUGCAGAGGAAGAGAGAAGCCAUGCUCAACAAGGUGCGAGCCGAGGGACAGCUGGGAACGCGGCAGAACCUGGCAGCGACGUACGGGAGUCGGGGGGGCUCGAUCCGCUUCAGGAGGCCCAGAGCCAACCGGGAGGAGGAGGAGUAUCUGUCCAGACUGAGGCAGAUCCGCCUGCAGAACUUCAACGAGCGUCAGCAGAUCAAAGCCCGGCUCAGAGGAGAGAAGUACGACAGCGACGGGUCAGACAGCCAGGAGUCCAGCGAGGAGGCCGAGCUCAAGAGGAAGAAGAUCGAGGCGCUAAAAGCUCAAGCUAACACUCGAGCUGCUGUGCUGAGAGAGCAGCUGGAGAAGAAGAGGGUGGAGGCGCUGGAGAGGGAGAAGAGAGCCUGGGAGGAGCACCUCGCAGCUCGGGGGGUGAAGCCUGGCGUCGCUGCAGCAGGACACGUAGCAUCAUCAUCAUCGUCGUCUUCAUCAGAUCCUCCUCAGACCUCUCAGCCAGACGCUGCUGAAGCUGAAGCCAUCUCCAUGACGGCCGCCCUGAAGAACGUUGGAGCGGUGACUCCGCUGAAAGAGAAGUCCGCUCAGCCGGAGACUGCUGCCGUCCUCCAGAGUGAGAAGAAGCAGAUCCUGCGCCGACUGAACCAGAACCUGAAGGCCCAGAGUCCAGUGGAAGAGGAGUCUGUUCCCCCCCCUUCAGAACCAGGUCCUCCUGCAGAACCAGGCAGAGGUCCUCCUUCAGAACCAGGUCCUCCUUCAGCACCAGGUCCUCCUUCAGAACCAGGUCCUCCUUCAGAACCAGGUCCUCCUGCAGAACCAGGUCCUCCUUCAGCACCAGGUCCUCCUUCAGCACCAGGUCCUCCUUCAGAACCAGGUCCCGGUGCUGCUAAUGGAGAGCGCAGGAAGUGGGACGCUGCAGAACUUCCUGAACUUCCUGUGUCUCGGCUGACCUUUGGGGAAACCUGCUCCACAGCCAGUCCCUGUGCCACCUCGUCAGUGUCCCCUGCAGAGAGACCGUCCUCUGGUGCCGACAGGAGGAAGUGGGAGGCUGGAGUCCCUCUGGUUCUGUCUGAGGCCCAGAACACCCUGGAGGAGACCAGCAUCAGAACAAUCGAGCACACGGUGGGGGAGGUGAUUCAGAUGCUGCAGGAGGACGGGGGGAGGAAGGUGUGGAGAUCCAGUCCAGACUCCCAGGUCCUGAGGGUCCUCCAGGAGCUGCAGCCCCUCACCCUGGGGGACACCUCGCUCUGUGGGGACAUGUCCCUCUUUGGGGACACUUCCUACAGCCCUGAUCAGCCUCACCUGUCGGGAGCAGGGGAGAUGGUGAGGACGCCUAAAGAGGAAGUGUUCCCUGUUAGGACAGCGCCCCCUGCUGGUGGUCAGAGUGCAGCGUCCACAGAUUCCUCCCAGAAGGGAACGUCUGCAGCAGAAAGAGAGACGCUGCCACCUCACCCCUCUGAGAUCCAGGAUCCAGCAGACCUAGAGUCGAUGGAGUUGGAGGAGACCCCUAAACCCCCCCCCUCUCCCCCGGGCUGAUGUUCCUCAGGCCUGGCAGCAGGAAGGACCACUAGGAGGCGUGCUAAGACCUGCAAAGGAGGCUGAGAGGAGAGAGGAGAAACCAGCAGAGCCUUCAGUGAUGGAGGAGCCCCUCUUCCUGAAGCUUCUCUCCCCGGCCCACCGUCGGACCGCCCUCCUCUCGGCUCAGUCGUCCCUCGAUGACUCGUCCUCGUCUCUGAACUCUCGCUCUCGCUCCGUCUCUCCUCUCCGGGCCGGGCAGCAACGGGACCUCCUGAUUG